AUGUCACUUAUAUCAAACUCAUCACUUUCAAACAACGACAUGCACAGUCAGCAGCAUGGCAACUCCCUGCCGACCGUCAGUGCAGAUGACACUCACAGCCUAGAUCAAGCAGACACAAAAAGCUCACUGCCACCCAGCACAGACAUGGAUCAAUAUAUGAACAGUUACCACGUGGCUACUGACAGCAACAACUCGGCAGUUGUUCAUAAUGGUAGUGCAGCAGACGACGACGAUGAUGCUCCAGUUAUUGAUAUUAUGAUAAACAAUGUUGUUUCUACGUUUAAUACACGCUGUUAUCUCAAUUUGAAGAAGAUAGCCAUGGAAGGGGUCCAUGUAGAAUACAAACGAGAAAAUGGGAUGCUGAAUAUGAAGCUGAGGAGGCCAAACACAACCGCAACCAUCUGGUCAUCGGGGAAAAUCACCUGCACCGGCGCCACCAGUGAAGAUGAUGCCAAACGGGCAGCCAGAAGAAUAGCCAGGCGGCUGCAGAAAUUAGGGUUCAAUACUCGGUUCUGCAGUUAUCGGGUGGUCAAUGUUUUAGGCACCUGUAGUUUACCUUUCGGCAUUAAACUCAAUCAGUUUUCAGAAGGGAAUAGAGACAGUGCCAGCUAUGAGCCAGAACUUCAUCCUGGUGUAACGUACCGGAUCAAGGAUCCCAAAGCGACACUAAAAAUCUUCUCCACCGGCAGCAUUACAGUCACAGCUCCGUGUGUCUUGAAUGUUCAGUUGGCCAUUGAGCACAUCUACCCUAUAGUCUGCCAGUAUAAAAUGGACGUCCCUGUCCAGCCAAAGAUUGUACCUUCAAGUAAUAAAGUCAUACAGAAAAGGACACAAUACAUUGGUUACCCUGUCUUACAUUUCCGCGAUGAUGAAAUGGAUGGGCUUGAUGAUGAUGAUGAUUUUGAUGAUGAUUAUUCUGACAGCUUUGACAGUGAUGAGAGCCAAGACUAG
This is a messenger RNA of Candidula unifasciata, 951 nucleotides long. The record is from the annotation of a GenBank genome assembly. Lineage: Eukaryota; Metazoa; Mollusca; Gastropoda; Stylommatophora; Geomitridae.